AUUUCUAGGCGCACCAGUACAACGAACACCACCUCAAAAACCAAACCUCCCUCCACACAAAAUGAACCCUUUGUUGCUUUGUCUUCUAACUCUUCUUCUUGUCUCCCAUCCUUGCCUUUCUUCUUCUUCUUCAUCUGAACUGUUUGAAGCUUGGUGCAAACAGUAUGGCAAGUCAUACUCUUCAGAACAAGAAAAGCUCUACAGGCUUAGUGUGUUUGAGCAAAAUCUUGCCUUCAUUACUCAACACAAUGAUUUGGGCAAUUCUUCUUACACCCUUUCUCUUAAUUCAUUUUCUGAUCUUGCCCACCACGAGUUUAAGGCCUCUCUGUUAGGAUUUUCGCCUACGUUUCUCAGACUAAACCGGAAAUCAGACCCAAAACCCAGUGCGGUUCGUGAUGUUCCUUCUUCGAUUGAUUGGAGGAAGAAUGGAGCUGUGAGCAAUGUUAAAGAUCAAGGCAGUUGUGGUGCUUGUUGGUCCUUUUCAGCAACUGGUGCCAUUGAAGGUAUCAACAAGAUUGUCACUGGAUCGCUUGUCAGCCUCUCCGAACAAGAGUUGAUUGAUUGUGACAGAGUUUAUCCAAAUAGCGGCUGUGAUGGUGGACUGAUGGACGAUGCAUUUCAGUUUAUCAUAGAUAACAAUGGGAUUGACACUGAGGAGGAUUACCCGUAUCGAGGUGUGGAUGGCACUUGCAAUAAGCAAAAGUUGAAGCGGCAUGUUGUGACAAUUGAUGGCUAUACUGAUGUGCCCGCAAAUGAUGAGGAACAACUCCUACAGGCUGUGGCAAGGCAACCUGUGAGUGUAGGUAUAGCUGGCAGUGGCAGGGAAUUUCAGUUCUACUCAAAGGGGAUUUUUGCUGGUCCUUGUUCAACUUCUUUGGAUCAUGCUGUAUUAAUUGUAGGUUAUGGUUCAGAAAAUGGGGUGAACUAUUGGAUUGUAAAGAAUUCAUGGGGUAAGAACUGGGGAAUGAAUGGCUAUAUUCACAUGCUGCGUGAUCAUAGCAAUUCCAAAGGGGUCUGCGGAAUCAACAUGUUGGCUUCAUAUCCAACAAAGACUGGGGAAAACCCUCCUUUUCCCCCGCCUUCCCCUCCUCCAGGUCCAACUAAAUGUGAUAUCUUUUCCAAGUGUGGAGUUGGGGAAACCUGCUGCUGUGCAAAGAAGUUUUUUGGAAUAUGCCUUUCUUGGAGAUGCUGCGAGCUAGCCUCUGCUGUUUGCUGUCAGGAUCGACUUCACUGUUGCCCCCAUGAUUAUCCUAUUUGUGAUACAGAGAGGAACUUCUGCCUCCAGGCUAACGGGAAUUUAACAAUGAAAGCAAAUGAGAGUAGAGGCAGUUUGGGAAAGUCAAGCCGAUCGAAAGCAAAGUUGUUCUAUUGGUAAUGACCAAAGGUAUGUCAUAUUUGUUGUCAGCAGAUGAGACUAUUCUUCUGUAUAUAACUCGGAAACAAAAUAGUCCUGUUGUAAGCGCACCAAAUUCAAUGUUAAAAUAUUUCGUUGAUCAUGUAAUGUCUUCAACUCAACGUAUAUGAAUAAAAUUAAAAGUAUCUCUGUCCUAUCAA
Messenger RNA from Rosa chinensis, 1554 nucleotides. Its product is annotated as zingipain-2. The record is from RefSeq and is a predicted model, not a curated record. Gene Ontology annotation, cellular component: lysosome. The coding region runs from base 62 to 1375 and encodes 437 amino acids. The transcript has 5 exons. Gene Ontology annotation, molecular function: cysteine-type endopeptidase activity. Lineage: Eukaryota; Viridiplantae; Streptophyta; Magnoliopsida; Rosales; Rosaceae.